Molecule: messenger RNA, 528 nt
Organism: Entrophospora candida
Lineage: Eukaryota; Fungi; Glomeromycota; Glomeromycetes; Entrophosporales; Entrophosporaceae
Source: the annotation of a GenBank genome assembly
AUGGAACCGAGCACCGCCACCAGGUGUGAAAAUUGCAGAGAAUUAAUUGAACAAAAAAACAACACGAUAGAAUUUCAACAAAAUAAAUUAAUAAACUACCAAGAUCUUUUGGUUAAAGCACAACGUGAUUUGAUUGAUACGAAAAAUGAGUUAUUGAGAAUAAAGGCCAAAUAUAGUAUUGGCUUUAGAAUUUAUGGCAAUUCUGAUGGUGAAGAUAGUAGUAGAAUACAUCGAGUGAAAAGAAGAUGUAUAACAGUGAUAGGCAUAGGGAUAGGAAUCAUGGAAGCAGUACGAAAAUAUAAGUUGUUUCUUGGUAAUGUGGUACGACCUGUCACUGCACUAGUUUUAAAGAAAUACCUUGAAAGUUCUUUUGGGCCUGUGAUAGAAGUUAAGCAGGAUGGAUCUUUGCCAUAUGCAUUUGUAUAUUUUGCAGAUUCAAUAAGUUAUUAUAAAGCAGUAAAUUCUGGCAAAUUAUCAAUAGGUGAUGUGACUGUAAGGAUUGAAGAGAUUCGUGUAAGAAGACAUUAA